UAGAUGAGGUUUCGAAUGCUUCUCAUCUCUGGUCCUCAAGGUCCAUGUUCCUGCAGAGUUUAGCUUUUAAUCAAAGUCACACGCCUGUAACUUUUAGACGCCUUUUAAUCAGCUUGUUCAGAUGUGUUUGAUUAGACGGCAUUUGACAGCAUUGCUAACGUGAAAGCACAGUUGGUACUUUAAUCGAAAUAAAAUACAGUGAAGCAAACAUCAGCGUCACAUUCUUGCAACGCAUCCAGCAUGACAGAUGAAACGUAUUCGGCAUUGUGUCUGUCUCCCAUGGUUGAAAAAAAUAAAAUUAAAUUCUCUUUCAGUUUAUUGUACAUUUAUGCCCAGAACUGAUCUGUCCCUGCAUGUGACAGAAUAAAUUAAAGCAUUAGUAGCCUCUCUUUAACUGAUUCUUGAGUUCUUCUCUGCCUUCCCCAGCAACACUUGACACCAUGCCAUACAUAUUUGAGGAGUAGCUUUUUGUAGGGGCUCGAUCGUUUUUGUGAAGCCUAAAGAAUUCAGGAAGACAUUUAAACAUGUAGGUUUGUUGUUGUCUUCAGCUUUUUUACUAUGAGCUCAUCCCUUUUGCUGUGGACGCUGAUCUUUUAUUGCCAGAGGAAUCAUAUUCCAUUGGUUGAAUGCGCUUCUGCAGGUUCCCGGCAAUUUCUGCUGAGUUUGAAUCCACAUGCAGUUGUUUAUUAAGGGCUGAGACAAUAAAUCAAAUAUGAGAAGGCAGGCAGGAAGUCAAUAUAACAAGAGCAGUCUGAUCUGUCGACGAGUAUAGGGUAAAUCCGAAAGACAAACACGGUUAAGCAGGCAAUGGGUCUAAACCAGGUAAACUGGAGAUGCUUAUAAAGGCCUCAAACAGGAAAUGAGGAGAGAAGAAGAGAGGCCGGCUAGUUCUCGGGCGAGGCUCCUCUGCUGGUUCGGGCGUCACAGACGACUUGUCAUAGAACAAAAAGGAUUGUCUUUGUGGCGACCCAUCUAAAAGCAAUCCACAAUCCAUAAUUAAUUUGUGAAAUUUUAUUUGUGAAACGGCUCUCGCUUAUGACGUCUGCUUCACAGGCAUAUUAUAUUGUGUGCAUCAACGUCACAAUUUAAUUUAAUGUUUGUUUGGGUUUUUUUUGCCUCCCAAAUUAGUAUAAUAAAAGGAACAAUAAAUAAAUAAAUAAAUAAACGUUUCUGUUCAAAAUGUUAAUGGAUUUUGUUUAUGUUUUCGUAUUUGUUCCUGUUAAAUGUCAUUAGUUUUAGGUUUUUGUUCCUUGAACCAGUUCAGAGUCUUCCUCAUGCACCUAACUGAGAUGUCUGUGCUGUAACAUAUAUAUAUAUAUAUAUAUAUUCAAGACCCAAUUUAUGCUAAUUAAAUAAUGUAAAGUGAUUAUGAAAAGUGCAUUUAGAGAAACGAAUGCGAAUGCUUGCUUUUCAUAAUGUGGCUAAUCCUGAUCUUGUGGAGCUUUCUGCUUCUUCUACGGUCCUUCGUGUGUAUCGUUGAGUUCUUCUGCUUGUGACAGUUUCACACGUUUCUAAUUUUGAGGAAUUUGGUAAGACAAAUGGGGAAGGGGAAGGAAAUUGCAACAUAUUUACGUCAGCACGGAAAAAAGCUCAGUUUUUAAGGUUUUAACUUAGUCAAAGGUGUCAUAGAGUGGCAUUAAUCCUAGAUAAUGUGGAUCUUUCUUCUUCUAUGGUCCUGCGUGUGUAUCGCUGCUGUUAUAGCUCAAACUGCAAUUUUUGGACACAGAGGAGAGCGGCUUGAUAUCAGAUGCCCCUAUAAAUCUGGAUAUGAAUCAAAUUCAAAGUAUUUCUGUAAAGGCGACUGCAACUUUAUAAAUAAAAAAAUCGUGGUUAAAUCAGGAUCUCCAGCUAAAGACGAGAGAUUCUCUCUGACUGACGACAAGAGCAGAAGAGUUUUCACCGUCAGCAUCAGUGACCUGAGAUCAGAAGAUGAGGGACUAUACUGGUGUGCUGUGAAGAGGAGUUUACCUUUACCUGAUGUCUAUUCAGAGAUACUGCUGCAGGUCAGACUGGAUGAAAGGACGACUGAAUUUCAGUUUUUAAUAACAAGCACACUUGUUUCAUCAGCUCCUCUGACUCCUCAAACCCUGUUAGGACAGACGUCUGUGCCUCACUCAGAUUUGUUCAUCAUCAUCCCCUCAGUAGGUCUGGUUUUGCUCCUGAUCUCUGCUGUGCUGCUUGUCGUGGUUGUAAGAAAGAAAAGGAAGAUGUGUGGUCUGGUUUUUUUCUCUGUUGAAGAGCUUCAUGUGACAUCAAGAAAAAGAGAAGAAAACGCUUACGAGAGAGAAAACCCGACCGCGGUGUCGAACAUACACCCGUCUCAAAGUGAUGCCGGUCCUGCUCCAAACGACUUUCACAGUCCGCCGGACCCAGACCUCGACUACGUGAACGCCGCUGCUUCAGUGAGAAGUGACGUGAAUCCAGAUCAGAUCUACACACAACUGGACUCCAGCAGACAGAGUCAAGUCUAUGAGAGUCUCAGAACCAGUUCUGUUCAGAAAGCGUCCGUCUAUCACAGUAUCAAUCAAGCACAAUGAUCUUGGAGAUCUAAUACAUCUAAAAGACUGUCAAUAUCACCAGUUUAUCACGUUCUUGAACUCAAGGGGCCUCGUUUAUAAAUUUUGACCAGAAACCGUCCUCAAUUUAAUCUUGCGAUCAUUUCUACGAUAUGCGAGUGAUUCAUUUUAAUGAUCAUGUCAACGGAAAACACAUAAAUAUCCCAAAUCACAACAGCUUACAUUUACAAAAACCUGACGUGACGCUAAACACUUUUCCACGUCAACAAAGGUUUUUAUAGAUAUGAGCGCUGACUCUACAAUCUAAUUAUAAAAUAAUUUAUAAAUGAGGCCCAAGCUGUAAAUAUGCUACAAAGAUAGAUGUUUACCCAUAUUCUUCUGAGUAUUAGACUUUGUUUCUGUUGUUGUUGUUGUAAAUACAUUUGAAAUAAAAUGUGUUGUCUUUUUAAAACUGGUGGAGACCAAAGACUUAAGAGCAGCUGCAAUCAAGGUCUUUAGCUCGUUCUCUUGGAGUGAGUUCGGUUUUACAGCAAGAAAGCAGGAAACGAAUAUAAUCUUUCAUAACAUCCACAUUUGUGGCCCGUUUGUGGAGUUUCAGUUGUAAAAGGCAAUGAGAAUUGACAAUCUUGGGAAUCUCAUCAGAGGCAGCCCAACCAUAAACAUCACAAGUUAUUGAUGUUUACAAUUGAGGUACGCGGAGGCUCUGAUAUAAUCAGAAGCAAUAAAAUAUCUGCAAUGACA
Puntigrus tetrazona (Sumatra barb) is the source of this 3257-nucleotide messenger RNA. RefSeq names its product CMRF35-like molecule 3. NCBI's taxonomy places the organism in Eukaryota, Metazoa, Chordata, Actinopteri, Cypriniformes, Cyprinidae. The coding region runs from base 1650 to 2537 and encodes 295 amino acids. The transcript is spliced from 6 exons. The record is from RefSeq and is a predicted model, not a curated record.